This is a messenger RNA of Esox lucius (northern pike), 3359 nucleotides long. RefSeq names its product nicalin (gene ncln). The transcript has 15 exons. Bases 149 to 1882 code for a protein of 577 amino acids. Lineage: Eukaryota; Metazoa; Chordata; Actinopteri; Esociformes; Esocidae. Gene Ontology annotation, biological process: regulation of signal transduction. Gene Ontology annotation, cellular component: endoplasmic reticulum membrane. The record is from RefSeq and is a predicted model, not a curated record.
CGUUUGCCUUACUAAAAUCCGGUGGCGUCGCUCGAGUGCUACCUGCUACUACGUACUGUACUGACAGCUAGGCAUACUACAUUAAUUGAUCUAGCCACUGCAUAUAUUAUAACUUUCCUCUAGUUUAAGCGUCAGUAUUAAGGUCAAGAUGUUUGAGGAGGCUAGUGAGGUGUUCGAUAACAUGUUUAAGUCCUCUUUCCCCUUGACUUUCAUUGUUUUUAUCCCGGCGGUGUUGAUUCUCGUCUCUCCCCUUCCAGCCGAAGCCGCACAUGAAUUUACCGUGUACCGCAUGCAGCAGUAUGACCUGCAGGGACAACCGUACGGUACUAGAAAUGCCAUACUGAACACAGAGGCCCGCACAGUGGAGGCAGAGGUCCUUAGCCGCCGCUGUGUGAUCAUGCGGCUGGUGGACUUCUCUUAUGAGAGAUACCAGAAAGCCCUGCGCCAGUCCGCAGGGGCUGUGGUCAUCAUUCUCCCGAAGAAUAUGUCCACUAUGCCACAGGACAUAGUACAGCAGUUCAUGGAGCUGGAGCCUGAGAUGCUGGCCACUGAGACGAUCGUCCCGGUAUACUUCGCCCUGGAGGACGACGAGCUGCUCUCAAUAUACACACAGACCCUCACCUCGUCCUCUUCCCAGGGAUCCUCAUCCGCAGCGGAAGUUCUCAUACACACAGCCACAGCCAACGGCUUUCAGAUGGUGACGAGUGGGGCUCAGAGCAAGGCAGUCAGUGACUGGUCCAUAACAAGUCUAGAGGGGAGACUGGCGGGAACUGGAGGGGAGGACCUCCCCACAAUCGUCCUGGUGGCUCACUAUGACUCCUUUGGUGUGGCUCCGUGGCUGUCCUAUGGAGCGGACUCUAAUGGUAGUGGAGUGUCUAUGCUGCUGGAGUUAGCCAGGCUCUUCUCCAGGCUCUACACCUACAAGAGAACUCAUGCCGGAUACAACCUGCUGUUCUUUGUCUCUGGAGGAGGAAAGUUCAACUACCAAGGAACUAAGAGAUGGCUGGAAGACAACCUGGAUCAUACAGACUCGAGUCUGCUGCAGGAUAAUGUGGCGUUUGUGUUAUGUCUGGACACCUUGGGGAAUGGGGACAGUCUGCACCUGCACGUGUCCAAACCACCUAAAGAGGGAACCCCCCAGUAUGCCCUGCUCAAAGAGCUGGAGACUGUGGUGUCCAGUCAGUACCCAGAGGUCAAGUUUUCCAUGGUGCACAAGAAGAUCAACCUGGCAGACGACACACUGGCGUGGGAACACGAGCGCUUCGGCAUCCGACGGCUGCCGGCCUUCACGCUGUCCCACCUCAACAGCCACCGCGAGGCGCAGCGCUCCAGCAUCAUGGACGUGCGGUCAGUGUCCCCGUCUUCUCGCCACGGGGCGGGAGAGCACCCUGCUGGACCUCAUGUGGAUCUGCGUAAACUCAGCAGGAACACCAAGCUUAUUGCAGAGGCACUGGCCAGAGUCAUCUACAACCUCACAGAAAAGGGUGCUCCUGGAGACCUGCAGAUCUUCACUGAACAAAUGCAGGUGCAAGAGGAGCAGCUAUCGUCAGUUGUGGACUGGCUGACCGCCCAGCCGCGGGCUGCCCAGCUGGUGGACAAGGACAGCAGUGUGGUCAGCACCCUGGAGUACCACCUGGGUCGCUACCUGAAGGAUGUCCGCAGACACUACGUCAAGGCUGACAAGAGAGACCCAGAGUUUGUGUUCUAUGAUCAGCUCAAACAAACCAUGAACGCUUACAGGGUUAAACCAGCAAUCUUUGACCUGCUUCUGGCGGUCUGCAUUGCAGCCUACCUCGGAGUGAUAUAUCUGGCUAUCCAGCACUUCGGGGUUCUCUACAGCCUGGUGCGCAGAAUUACAGCACCCAAGACCAAGCAGCAUUAAGGCCUUUACACUGAUCCAGACUCUAAUCCACCUCUGACUACAGUGCCCUAGCCAAUAACAAAACACAUUACAUGACAAGGGUGGACCAAGCAGCUCCUGUAUCUUCUUUUUCUACCUAAUCUACCGCCUUUGAUCCUGUUUGGAAAUGAAACGUGUGUAAUAAUCUCUCUGCCAUUUGUCCAUCUAGUUGGUUUCCUUCAAUGUCUGUCCAGUCAUAAUGCAUUCUCUGGUCUUGGUGUCAAACGUGACCCUCUCGUACACCCCAAUCCCACAUCAAGCCCUAGGUCUGUACUUUGUUCCCUUGUGGUCCGAACAAAUUUGAUGGCAAUAACCAACACAGGGAUUUCUUGCCCUCCGGUAGGCUUAGUAUCAUUUUAACUGUUACAACCAUCCAGUCUGCUGAUCUCCCAAAGUGCGUAAUAAGUAUGGGUUAUAGGUUGAUGUGAGGUUGGGCAUUUUUAAUAACACGGUUCAUUCCUUAGCGCCCUGUAGUGGGAAUUUUGCCAAACUUCAUUGGGUCAUCUUCUUGGGCAGCUAUUGAGUAGCAGGAGAGUGACAGUCCAGAAAUGAGACAGUAAUAAUUGAUUAAAUGGAUUGUCAUUGUAUUAGGUACCCAUGACUGAAUUGUUUUCUAAUCCAAAUUAGUUUUCUGUAAAAACAAACAAAUAUAUAUAAUUAAUUAAAAAUGGAAUGUUGUGUGGACAAUGAAAAUCUUGGCAUUGUUAGUGGACUAAUGAAAUUAUAUAUGAACAUUACAAUUAUAAAUUGUCCCUCAUCUCACCUCUUGACAUGCUCUAGAAAAUACUUUUUGUUCGGUUUCACCCCUUUUGUAGACACAUUUGUUAACUAGUAUUUCAGUGUGACUUAAUGUGACUUUGUUUUGAUACAAAUGCCCUUUUUAAAAUGUGAACACUAGACCCUCACGUUCCUGUUUCUUUUCCCUGAGAUCUGUUGCAAUAAGGCCACAGUCUACCAACCAGGACAUGUUUAUUGCAAAAUAGUGGCUCCACAUUAACAUGCAGACACAGCAUGUUGAAAUACCCCCUUGCUCUCAAGUCUUAAAGGCAAAAUGUGUUGGUAGAACAAAUGUAGCCAUUGGAGGGAGUCUGAAAAUACCAGUGUGUUGUCUAUGUCGCCCAGGCUUGGGUCGUGAGGUAAGCGUGGAGGACACCGCGCUUGAAUGCUGUUUUUGGCAUUAUUGCACAUUAUACUGCUUGGCGUAUUGCUCCAGCAGUCAGUGACAGCAAAUGGACAGGUGCGGUUCCCCCUGUCUACAGAAGGGGGAAAAGCUGUGUGGUACAUUUUAAUUUAUUGAAGCAGACGAUGCUGAACUGUGCACUGAUUUGAACUCUCCCUUUUCCAAGACCUUUUGUCCAACGCCUUCAUUUUACUUUUGCCUCAACUGUGUUUUUACCUGAUCCUCAAAAACUUGAUUUUUGCAAAGAUUACAUUAAGAAUAAAUGUUUGUUGAAGUCAA